GUGGUGCCGAGCCGCUGUUUCAUUCCACCUCCGUCUCCGAGCAGCUCGGUCCUCCCAUCUCCUCAGGGGUUUAAACGGCGUUUAGUUAAUUUUUUUGUUUUUUAAUUUUAAUUUUUUUUUUUACAGAAAAAGGAAGUGCCAACAAUUUAAACCCCCCUCCACCUCACCAGGAGGACCGCACGCCGCUUCUAACGCCCCCGGUGAAGAGAGAAGUUUGAACCCGCUGCUGCUGCUCUGGAGACGGCGGAACCGAGCCUUGACCGGUCCUACACAUUCUCAGCCCGCUCUUCUCUAAAUACAUAUUUAUAUUUACAUAAAUAUUUUUUAAGAAGCUAUCGUCGACUUCCGUGAAGUUAAAUUUUUCCCCACCGGCAUCAUGACCCGGAGAUCCUGUUGCAUUUACGCCACCGGCAUCGUCUGCGCUCACCUCCUGAUCGUGGGGAUCGCCCUGGUCGUGGCUCAAGUCUUCCAAACGAUGAUCCACAGCCGGCUAAAAAAGGAAAUUACUUUGACGGAGAAGAGCCAAGUGUUUGAGUCAUGGAAGAAUCCACCCCCACCCGUUUACAUGGAGUAUUACUUCUUCAACGUUACCAAUCCCGAGGAGUUUCUGGCGGGAAAGAAGGCGUCUGUUCAACAGAUCGGCCCUUAUACUUACAGGGAAUACAGGCCACGGGAAAACGUAACUUUCCUGGAGAACGGCACCAAGAUUUAUGCCCUGAACCCCAAAUCUUUUGUCUUUGUUCCUGAGAAGUCAGCUGGUGACCCUGAGGUGGACAUCAUCACGACGGUCAACAUCCCAUACGUGGCGGUGAUGAGCGAGCUGAACUCCUACAACUUCUUUCUGCGCUCCAUGGUCUCCGUUUACGUGAGCUCCCUGGGGAUUGACAUUUUCAUGACUCGAACCGUCCACGAGAUUCUGUGGGGCUUCAAGGACCCGCUGCUGACAAAGAUCCACAAAAUGAAGCCGGAUGUGGACGAAUACUUUGGCCUGAUGUGGAAGAAAAACGGCACUCACGAAGGAGAGUUUGUGUUCCACACCGGCGAGCAGAACUACUUGGAUUACGGCAAGAUCGACACCUGGAAUGGCCUGAGUAAAAUGUCGUGGUGGUCGUCCAAUCAGAGCAACAUGAUCAACGGCACGGACGGCGCCGUCUUCCACCCGCUGAUCGACAGGAACGAGCUGCUGUACAUCUUCGCCGCCGACCUCUGCCGGUCAAUUCAUCUGGCGUACGUAAAGGACGUGGAGGUGAAGGGAAUCCAGGCCUACCGCUUCGCACCCCCCAACGACGUCCUCAUGAGUCCCGACAAAAAUCCCACCAACGCCGGCUUCUGCGUGCCGGCCGGAGACUGCCUCGGCACGGGGGUGCUCAAAGUCAGCGUUUGUCGAGAAGGUGCUCCCAUCGUCGUGUCCUUCCCCCACUUCUAUCAGGCCGACCCGGCUUACAUCAACGCCGUCGACGGGCUCAACCCCAACGAGGAGGAGCACGAGACGUACCUGGACCUGCAGCCGACCACAGGGGUUCCCAUCCGUGCCUGCAAGAGAGCUCAGCUCAACAUUAUCCUGAAGAGAGUCCCAGGCUUCCCCAAAACUAGGUUCAUCAACGAGACCAUUUUCCCCAUCAUGUUUGUCAACGAGACGGCAACCAUCGACGACGACUCGGCGUCUCAGAUGAGGACGCUGCUCCUGAUCGUCACCCUCGUGUCCAACUUCCCGCUGCUCAUCGUGGGCCUGGGCAUCAUCCUGCUGCUGGUGCUCGUGGUUUUAUUCUGCCGAAACCGCCAGAAGAAGAAUGAAGUAAAACGUAUUGAUUUUACUGAAGCUUUUCAUUCUUUUACUACGGCAAAAGACGACACCGCGUACACACAAGUCAGCGACAAACCGGACGACUCGUCGGACAAGCCGGCCAGCCAGCCGACGAAGAACGGCUCCUACAUUGCCAUGUCUCCAGUGGAGGCCCAGAAGUGUUGAUUGAGGACUCCCUUCUCCAAGCCAGGAGGUCUGGAGGGGUCUGAGGGAGCAGCAGCACAAAGGGGGGUGUGGGAUGUUUCCUCACCGUGGGGUGAGGGAGGACCGGGAACACAGCGGGACACAAACCCGACACAUUGUUUAGCCUACAGAGACCAUUGAUCCUCUCCCUGAGCACUCUUCUGACUGUCCAGCCUCCUCCGCGCUACCUGCCAAGCAUGGCCGCCACUGCCUGCAGGACCGCUACACAAACCCCGCCCCCUCCCUCACAGAGCGUAAACAUCUCUGUCCUGGUAGGCCUUGAACACAGAGGGACUUUUUUUUUUUUUUUUUUUAAAAACUAGGAAGCUGGACUCAACCAGACAUUUAACUUUUUUCCAUAAUUCUACCAUGAGGGAACAUGAAAAACUUUAGACAGUUGUUACACACGGACGCAUGAUCCUCUGACGAAACUCCGUGUUUAGCAGCCGGCGUUGUUACGGUCGUAUUCUGUCAGCGCUGCGAGAGGAGGAAAAACUUUGAGCCUUCAAGAAUAAUAAAAAAAAAAAAAAGCCCUCAGACAAGUUAACAGUUUUGCUAACAAACAUAAACUUAGUAUAUUUUGUAAAGAAAGCAGAAAAAUAAAUCAACUGAGCCUUUUUUUUUUUUUCCAAUACGUUAGUGCACCUGCAGGUUAUACACGUUGCACUUCCAGAAUGAGUCAGAGAGUCUCUGUGUGCACCUUUAUUUUUAAACGGACUACUGUUUUUCCUAAUGCAGGCACAGUUUAGUAUGAAACCUGAGAUACUCGUGAUUUUUUGACCUUCUCUUAUUCACCUUUUUUUGCCUAAAACACUAUUUACAGAGUGCUGAUAUUGCGAGAAAAGUCCUCCUUGAUUUGAGGCGUUGUUGCUUUAAAACGAUUGAAAACAUAUAUAUACAGCAAAAAAAAAGGAAAAAAGGAAGAGAAACAAACAAAAAAAAAAAAAAACACCAACUUGACUUACAAGGGAGGCUUGAACCUGCUUUCUGCCUUACCAGGGUUCAAGCGUAUUCAGAUAAGCUGGGAACACUUCUACUGUACAUACACGUAAAGGGGAAACUAACUCGAGAUACCUCUGACCAAAUCCAGCUGGCGUGCCGAGAGACGCUAACUUUCCUCCAGUGUCGACGCUCCACCUCGUCCUCACGGCUCCUCGUUAGAGACACAGAGAAAGGAACAACAAAAAAAAAAAGAAAAAAGAAAAGCACAAUUUGGACUGCGGGACUCUUUGUUUUUUGUAUUUGCAGCUGAUCUGUCGGAGAUGACGUCAGGUGCCGUUGCUCGUUUCGGUCCCGGUGUUGCCGCUCGCCGCUGUGCACUCACUCAGUUUGCCAAGGAGCUGCAGGCGUUCAGGCGAACUCGGCACACUGCACUUGAAUCACUGUUUGUCUUACGUCGUCUUUGUGUCUCACCCUCUGUGUCCGCCACGUCUGUCAGAACCUCCUCUGGCGGUCUCUGCCAGGGAGCGAAUUUAAGGCCAUAAUACCGUCUAACAGAAAAAAAAAAAAAACCCUUCCCUGCACUUUGCCUGGAAAUGGUGCCAGUCUUGUUUAUUUGUGGUUAUUUGUCCUGAUUGUUUCAAUUCAAGUGGUCCAAAUGUGUUCAGCGCAUUUCAAAGGUUUGUCUCUGUGUUACCUGCUUUCAGACACCCGUUGGGAGUGUCAUCUUUUUGAUAUUCUUGUUUUUUUUGUAUUUGUUACUGCUGCUAAAAUUGCCAUAACCUAUGGACUCGUGUAUUUGUAUUCACCACCUUGUGCUCUCAGUGGGUUUCUGGAGGCUUUUUUUUUUUUUUUUUGCUGUUUCCAACCAUUUUUUUUUUUUCAGGACCUGAGCACAAGACGUAAAACCCACCAGACUUGGUGAUUAAUAAUCACUCUAUAAUCUAUCAAACUGAAAUCACUCAUUUAUUUAAUAGAAGAUAAAUCUGAGCAUAUCAUACGUAUCAUUUUUGGAGGCUAUUAUAGUUGGUUAAAAUGUCUUUAAAGGGGUUUGAGCCACCUUUGCAUCAUCUGCGGCACUAUCUCCAUUAUUUUUUUCUAUGCUUCUGCAACAUAGAAAUAUCUUCAACUGCAAUUUUGAUCAGUUCUGAAUUGCUUUUUUUAAAGAUGCACCAAAAUCCAUCCAAAAAUCAAUUUUUUUUAAGUGCGUUCUUUGCGCUAAGCUAACAGUUUCAUAUUAAAUGCUCAAUAAUGAGUAUUAUCCUAACCUCUGAGCCAAAAGCCAAUGUUUGCAUCAGUAUCGAGCUCUUCCCCCCUCGUGUUAAUCACCCACCGAUGAGCCUCCGUAUCGCAUCUCCAUGCAUGCCGCUCCCACCUUGUGCAAACGCACACAGUUCAUAGCUGUUCACCUGGCUUAAUAUCCCUGAAACACCUUAAUCCAGGGAGCCGUGUCAUCCCGUUCAAACACGGAGGCCCGCUCCGCACUCCAUUUUCGCCGACCCCACCGCUCUGGUCCUCCGAGCCCAUUGGCUCGUCCACGCUCGACCAAAGAUGACCCCAAUCGAUCCGCUCUCGGGCCGCCGUGUUUGCUCUCUGUGAUAACUGCUGUGCCACUAAACCGCCGCCGCCUAACUUAGAAAAGGAAGGGGGGGGGUAAAAAAAAAGAAAAAGAAAAAAGGAAAGAAUUGUGCCACUGCUUAUUAUGGGAAGUAUUUGUAACAGUGUUUGCGUGAACGCAGGUAUGAGUGCGUGCCUUUUUUUUUUUUUUUUUACACGAAGGCGAAAGAAUAAAAUAAAAACUAUUGAGGGGUAUUGCUUUUCUUUCUUUUUUUAACUCGGUGCAGAACACAAGUUAUCGGUUCUCUUUGAGAAGCAAAAAUCUCAGUAUUACGUAAGACGAAGCAAUACAGAGUUGUGUAAGAAAAAAGAAAAAAAAAAACCUUAAUUGUGAAUGUUUUCUUUUAAAGGGGCCACGUGAUAUUUAAGUUUGUCUUGAGUUCCUGUGAGUUGUAGCAUUACAUUCUUCCUUUCCGUAGAGUCAUUUAGUCAUUUCUUUUCUUUCCACUCGCAAUCAUUUCAAUUUUUUUUUUAUUUGUACUGAAAAUGUAAAAAUAAAAAUAUAUAUAUAAAUAUAUAUAUGUAUAAUGGUGUAAAAGACGGACCAGUUUAUGACCAGUGCUUUGAAGAGUCUGUGAGAGUGUUCAUGAGUGGUUAACAUUUCUGUGGAACUGGAGUGGUUCACUGGAAGGCUGAUUAUCUUGACGGGACGUCACACAUUUAGAUGAAUGAAGCCCUCCUUUUGCUGAUUUCGUGCCAUACCACCCUUCUGUUACUGAUUCCUAACGAGCGCAUCUCCCAGUUUUUUUUUUUUUUUGUUUUGUUUUUUUUUGAUAUCCUAGCAGACAUUUCCUUUGAAGACGUACUAACUUGUUUUGCUGCUGAAGAUGACAAUCCCCCACCCUUUUGUCAUGUUAGGUGCAAAAUUAUUUCAAAGUAAUAUUCAUUUUUAGUUUUGAUAAUUUACACUGCACAAAUGUUUAUACCGUGCUUUUUGUAAACAUUUCUAGUGUAUUUGCAGAAAAAAAAGAAAUAAAAGUUGCAAAUAAGUGCAAA
This is a messenger RNA of Fundulus heteroclitus (mummichog), 5539 nucleotides long. It is a transcript of the gene scarb2a, whose product is annotated as scavenger receptor class B, member 2a. Lineage: Eukaryota; Metazoa; Chordata; Actinopteri; Cyprinodontiformes; Fundulidae. The transcript is spliced from 13 exons. Gene Ontology annotation, biological process: protein targeting to lysosome; receptor-mediated endocytosis. Gene Ontology annotation, cellular component: cytoplasm; lysosome; membrane. The record is from RefSeq and is a predicted model, not a curated record. Gene Ontology annotation, molecular function: scavenger receptor activity. The coding region runs from base 377 to 1969 and encodes 530 amino acids.